UUCCUCCUCUUGGGAAAUGAGCAGGGAGUCGAACGCGGUCAUCGACAAAACGUGAGAGCAAGUUCGCCCCGCGCUCGUUCUCCAUCGUCGCGUCGGGCGCAACAGCGCGCGGUGUCUAUUCACUGUUUUGCGCGCACGAUAUCACCGACAAUCCGAUUAUUUUUCGUUUAACUUGUUUCAAAAGCUAGCACGACGGCGCGUGAUUUUGACGAUUAUGUAACGACCGGCCGGCCGGAGUCACUCGUGCUCGGAAGAUACGAGUGUCACAGUGCUCUUUUUACGAUCGUGCUUAUUAAUAAACGAAAACGGAACGAGAAACAGAUCUAUAUAUAUGCUGGGCGUGGAAUUCGCGAUCGGCGCACUAGCGGCGGUAGGUGCCGGAUUCUUCACGAAUCCCGUGGACGUCGUGAAGGUACGAUUGCAAUUGCAAGGUGAACUGGAGGCGCGGGGGGCGUACAAGAAGAUAUACAAAAAUACUUUACACGCUGCGUAUCUCAUAGCCAAGCAUGAGGGCGUGCUCGCCCUACAGGCCGGACUCGUGCCCGCCUUGGCCUUCCAAGUGGUACUCAACGGUAUUCGCUUGGGCGCGUACAAAUCCGCGCAAAGGUACGAGCUGAUCGUCGAUAAACAGGGCAACACCGACGUGCUGAGGACCACAUUGGUGUCCGGCACCGCCGGCUGCGUCGGUGCCGUUCUUGGUAGCCCGUUUUACUUGGUCAAGACGCAGCUGCAAGCACAGUCCGCGAAAUCCAUCGCCGUGGGCUACCAACAUGACCACUCGGGCUCAUGGGACGCGUUCAAGUCGCUGUGGAAGGAGGGCGGCGUCGCAGCUCUCUACCGGGGAUGGAACGCGAACUUGCCGCGCGUGUUCGUUGGCUCGGCGACGCAGCUGACCACCUUCGGACUAGCAUCGGACUGGCUGCGCUCGUUAAAUAUAUUUCCAGACCGGCCGAUACUGUUGACCUUUUUGGCCUCCGCGAUCGGAGGCAGUUGCGUGGCAGUCACUAUGCAGCCGUUCGACGUCCUGGCGACGCGGCUGUAUAAUCAACAGACAGACGCGGCCGGAAAAGGUACCCUGUACAACGGACUCGUGGACGCAUUUGUGAAAAUAUUCCGCACGGAGGGUUUCACCGGCUUGUACAAAGGAACGUUCCCUACAUGGAUGCGAAUAGCGCCGCAUACGGUUUUAUGCUUGGUGUUUUACGAGCAACUAGAUCAAUUGUACCGCAAGCUCAGAAUACAAAUCGACUGAUGCUAGUGGAAUUUGUAUAAAUCCUAUAUUUACUAGCUAGAUAUACACGCACACACAUACACGCGCAGUGAAGAUAAGAGAGUUUUGUAAGACAGGAUUGCUAGCAUUAAGUAUUGCAAAUCCGUUUGAAUAAAAUUGAUGUCAUAUA
Harpegnathos saltator (Jerdon's jumping ant) is the source of this 1400-nucleotide messenger RNA. RefSeq names its product solute carrier family 25 member 35. The coding region runs from base 332 to 1252 and encodes 306 amino acids. Lineage: Eukaryota; Metazoa; Arthropoda; Insecta; Hymenoptera; Formicidae. The transcript has 5 exons. The record is from RefSeq and is a predicted model, not a curated record.